GACACGCUUAGACAGACACAGAGACAGACACACAGACAGACAGCUGACAGUCGCACCCUCCCCUCCUGGGACAGCAGCGGUGUGAGGUGGUGAGGUUGCCCGGCUGUGUGCUCGGGCCAUGCGGGGUCAGCGGGAUGGAGGAAAAGCCCAGAGUGUCUCCGUUCAAGAACUUCGUGGCUGGGGGUGUCGGAGGAGCGUGUCUGCUGCUGGCCGGACACCCACUGGACACCAUCAAGGUGAGACUACAAACACAGCCUAAAGCCGCUCAGUAUGUGCUCUACACAGGAACGUAUGACUGCUUACGCAAGACCGUAUCCAAAGAGGGCAUCCUUGGUCUCUAUAAAGGUAUGGGGGCACCCCUGGCAGGUGUGGCUCCUAUGAUGGCCAUCAGUUUCUUUGGGUUUGGUCUUGGAAAACAGCUCCAACAGAAGGCUUCUGGAAAACCGCUCACGUACCAUCAGAUAUUCCUGUCCGGUUGUCUGGCAGGAGUGUUCACUACAGUGAUAGUAGCUCCAGGAGAGAGGAUCAAAUGUUUGCUACAGGUGCAGUCGAGCGGUGGAAGGUCCAAGUACGCAGGUCCACUGGACUGUGCGCUCAGGCUCUAUAAGGAGCAGGGGAUCCGCAGCGUCUACAAAGGAACUGUGCUCACUCUCAUCAGAGACGUGCCUUCUAGCGGUCUGUACUUCCUCACGUAUGAAUAUCUCAAGGACUUCCUGACCCCUGAGGGUCAAAGUGUGUCUCAGCUCAGCACUCCCAGAAUCCUCCUGGCUGGUGGUGUAGCCGGAAUAUUAAACUGGGUGAUUGCUCUUCCUCCAGACGUGCUCAAGUCCAACUUCCAGACAGCUGCAGAUGGGAAGUACAGAGGUCUGGUUGACGUCCUGCGAGCACUGCUUCGAGAAGAAGGACCUAAAGCUCUCUACAAGGGCUUCAAUGCAGUUUUCCUGCGAGCCUUCCCAGCCAACGCUGCUUGUUUUCUGGGAUUUGAGGUGGCUUUAAAGGGCCUGAACCUGCUUGCACCGAGCUGGUGAAAGACGACGACGCAGUAACUGGAGAUUUUCUCCCUCAAACAGUGUUGGUGAAAUAAAUCUAAAGUGUACUUUUAAACUUUUAAAAAUAUCUUUUUCAAAACGUGGUGUCUGUCAUUGUUCCUGAGAUUGGGAGCAGUAGAAACAUGUACAAUUUGAGAGACAGCAUCCUGUCUAUAUUGUGUACUUUGGAGAACAUUGAGCUCUUUCCUCACUCUUUAAUAAUUUGCAGACUGUUUGUAAUGUUUGUAAAAUAUUAGAUAAACACUUGAGUUUUACUUAGAUAAACAUGGUUUUGUAACAAUGUAUCAGCUCUGCCAAACAUGGAGUUGUUCUGGUAGAAAUCAUAGACUCUGUGUGUGAGAUGGACGUAGCCACCAAUGAGCAUCCUCCUCCUUUCACAACCCUAAUAUUGUAACUGAAUGUAACGAGCUGAGGCACUGCGGGUCACUGACAGCGACUUGUCAAUCACAAGGUAGACCCGCUUAAAUCUUCCCCUGUUUCCUGGACCACUCUGGCUGAUGGGACCAUAAUUUCCAAGAUAAACACCAUCUUUUAUUUAAUAAAAGUUGAAAAUAGCAAAUGAGACCAGAAAGUCAUCAGCAAAGUGUUUACUGUCCUCAAAGAUCGAUGCAGUCAGCACAGGCUUCUUUUUGCCCCCUGCUGGACAUUAGAGAGAAUGCAGUUUUAAUAUCCUUAUGACCCUAUGUUCAUGGAGUGAAUAGGUGUGUAUGGGCAGAUUAUCUUUUAUUAGUUUUAUUCAAACUGUUUGAAUAAAGUCUUCAGUUUGCUGUAUAAAUAGUCACUGUUUACCCCAAUGCUGCAUCCCUAACAUGACAAAUUGGACCGCUGCAUAUGAAAGUUUCAGUAUGUUUGUGAAGGUUCUCAGUCAUCCAGGUCAUUGUAUUCUAAGGAGCUUAGAAAGAAAAGCGUCUUCUUUAAGUUGCUUGAAGACGUUUCAUCUCUCAUCCGAGAAGCUUCUUCAGUUCUAGGGUCAAAUGGUGGAGAGUCCCAGAUUUAAACCCUGUGGGAGUGUCCCCCCAAAGAGGGACAAAAGGACCCCCUGAUGAUCCGGGUGUAGGUCGCAAUCAGUCAAAGUUUCGGGUGAGCUCAUUGUGAAACCUGGCCCCACCCUAUCAUGUGAUUUCCUGAGGUCAGAUGGCCCAGGUUGUGAGUGGGUGUUAAGGCGUCUGGGAAGGAUCUCAAAACUGAAAGUUUCAGCAGAUCUUCAGGUCCUGUUGUUUACAAGUUCCAGACCUUUUCUUCUUCUUUUUCACAGCAGAUCAUCUGCCUUCAUCUCCUCUGCCUUUGCAUCCUCUUCUGUCACACCAACUCUCUGCCUGUCCUCCUUCACUACAUUCAUGAAUUGUCCUUCUCUCUCACUGCUUCCAAACAUGCAGAGUAGUAGCAGAGUUUCCACUAGUAUCCAGCUGCUCAUAUGCACCAGUGCAGUCAUAGUAAUUUUACGUGUGUCCAGUAUCCUGGUAUGUACCCUGGAAUGUGAAGCACAUGCUAUUUAUUAGAGAGAAUAAUACAGUGUGAAUGCUACACAGGCACAACUAAGCUCCCAAACAGACAUUGCUGGAUGGUGAUGAGAUACUAGCAUCAGUAUUUCUUCAAUGUAAGUGUUUAAAUAGAUGAUGUCACUUUGCUAGACAUGGUAUUGUUUUAAAUGGGCCACUGGCCCCACUGCAGGGACAUUUGUACAUGAAGGCUUUGAAGAGAUCAUGUUGCCUCUGCGUGACCUGAACAGGAGUUGAGACCAAACAAAUACACAGCAGAAAUUAUGCAAAUACUGUUGCCAUGAUGGAGCAGAAGAGGUUUUUUUUCUUUAUGGUCAUUUUAAAUAACAAGCAAAACAGAUGAUAAUGAUGAGACCAAAAAUGUUUGUAUGAAAUCUAAAGAUUGCAUUGAACAAAAUUAAUUCA
Pelmatolapia mariae (spotted tilapia) is the source of this 2953-nucleotide messenger RNA. RefSeq names its product mitochondrial carnitine/acylcarnitine carrier protein. Gene Ontology annotation, biological process: carnitine transmembrane transport; mitochondrial transport. The transcript has 9 exons. Gene Ontology annotation, molecular function: O-acyl-L-carnitine transmembrane transporter activity. Gene Ontology annotation, cellular component: mitochondrial envelope. The record is from RefSeq and is a predicted model, not a curated record. The coding region runs from base 135 to 1028 and encodes 297 amino acids. Lineage: Eukaryota; Metazoa; Chordata; Actinopteri; Cichliformes; Cichlidae.